Cylicostephanus goldi is the source of this 219-nucleotide messenger RNA. NCBI's taxonomy places the organism in Eukaryota, Metazoa, Nematoda, Chromadorea, Rhabditida, Strongylidae. The record is from the annotation of a GenBank genome assembly.
AUGGAUGCGGAAGAGUGUGGGAUGGAUGACGACGCCGUGGCAAGAGAAAAAGGGCACAUAUGCGCUGUUCGUGGACUAGAUCAUCGGAUGACGAGGUUUUGUAAUGGAACGAUGCCGGUCGAGACGAGAUCGCGACGACGAUGCACGCGACAGCAACGAGCGAUCGAACCACGUCGUGACAGUACUCGUACGCUUUCGCCGCGUGACACCACCAAGUGA